CUUCACAGUUCUUUCCAGCUAGGUCUCACUCAGAUGCCACCAAAUUGGAAAUAAUGAUGAAAACUGGGGCACCACCGACCGCAUACUGUACUACGACUUGAUCGAAUGCGCACAUUCUGUUACAUAUUAAUAUAACUCAUUCGGAAGCUUUGAACUGUAACCAUCUAUUCAGUAACUAUGUACGGAGAUGUCCUGGCCCUUCCCAAGGUGCAGUGCCCCAACCACCCAGAUGCCAUGCUGGUGGAAGACUACAGAGCAGGGGACAUGAUCUGCCCCGAGUGUGGCCUUGUAGUGGGUGACAGGGUGAUUGAUGUGGGUUCAGAGUGGAGGACCUUCACCAAUGAGAAAGCCACCCAAGACCCGUCCAGAGUGGGCGACGCCCAGAAUCCACUCCUCAACGGUGGAGACUUGAGCACCAUGAUCAGCAAGGGAACAGGCGCGGCAAGUUUUGACGAGUUCGGCAACUCCAAGUAUCAGAACCGGCGGACCAUGAGCAGUUCAGACCGCGCCAUGCUAAACGCCUUCAAAGAGAUUACCACCAUGGCUGACCGGAUCAACCUACCGAGGAACAUCAUAGACCGAACAAAUAACUUAUUUAAGCAAGUGUAUGAACAGAAGAGCCUGAAGGGGCGGGCCAACGACGCCAUCGCAUCAGCCUGCCUCUACAUCGCCUGCAGACAAGAGGGUGUGCCUCGGACAUUUAAAGAGAUCUGCGCUGUGUCCCGUAUCUCCAAGAAGGAGAUUGGCCGCUGCUUCAAGCUGAUCCUCAAGGCCCUGGAGACCAGCGUGGACCUCAUCACCACCGGAGACUUCAUGUCCCGCUUCUGCUCCAACCUGGGUCUGCCUAAGCAGGUGCAGAUGGCGGCCACCUACAUCGCCCGGAAGGCCGUGGAGCUGGACCUGGUGCCCGGCAGGAGCCCCAUUUCUGUGGCUGCCGCCGCCAUCUACAUGGCCUCUCAGGCCUCCGCCGAGAAGAAGACCCAGAAAGAGAUUGGAGACAUCGCCGGUGUGGCGGACGUCACAAUCAGACAGUCGUACAGACUCAUCUACCCCCGCGCUGCCGACCUCUUUCCCCCAGACUUCAAAUUCGACACCCCCGUGGACAAACUGCCCCAGCUGUGAUGACCUGCUCGCCCCAACAACACAUUCUUCUCUACUGGGUUCUUUGUUUAUUGAAUUUCUAUGAUUUUUUUUUUCUCUCCUCUGUUCCCUUGUUAAUUAAGCCUUCGGGCCUUUGUCAAGGCACUUUUUUGCAGGAAUACAGACAAGUACAGGACACACAUUCCAUUGCUAUAAGAAUUAGAUUGCAAACUGUACAUACAGUAUUUCAUUUGAGUGUGUAUAUAUACUGUAUAUAUGUCCAAGUGAGAAUGUAAUUGGUGCUUGCAAUAUUAGGCUGGUUUUAUACUGUAUACACCUACUUUUGUAGGAAAUUAGCAGGUUACAUUUUGUUAGCUUAUUGGCAAUGUAUUAAAGUAAAUUUAAAUGCUUUUCUGAAAAGCACGUUGAACACCUCAUGCAUUGAAUAACAUUAAACUUUGUAUGGAAUGUG
Salmo salar (Atlantic salmon) is the source of this 1552-nucleotide messenger RNA. It is a transcript of the gene gtf2b, whose product is annotated as general transcription factor IIB. Gene Ontology annotation, molecular function: RNA polymerase II general transcription initiation factor activity; RNA polymerase II core promoter sequence-specific DNA binding; TBP-class protein binding. Gene Ontology annotation, cellular component: nucleus; transcription preinitiation complex. NCBI's taxonomy places the organism in Eukaryota, Metazoa, Chordata, Actinopteri, Salmoniformes, Salmonidae. Gene Ontology annotation, biological process: transcription initiation at RNA polymerase II promoter; RNA polymerase II core complex assembly; transcriptional start site selection at RNA polymerase II promoter. The record is from RefSeq and is a predicted model, not a curated record.